This is a messenger RNA of Pantherophis guttatus, 4944 nucleotides long. It is a transcript of the gene TFAP2D, whose product is annotated as transcription factor AP-2 delta. The record is from RefSeq and is a predicted model, not a curated record. Gene Ontology annotation, cellular component: nucleus. Gene Ontology annotation, molecular function: RNA polymerase II transcription regulatory region sequence-specific DNA binding; DNA-binding transcription factor activity, RNA polymerase II-specific. Gene Ontology annotation, biological process: regulation of transcription by RNA polymerase II; regulation of cell population proliferation; anatomical structure development. NCBI's taxonomy places the organism in Eukaryota, Metazoa, Chordata, Lepidosauria, Squamata, Colubridae.
AUGUGCGCGCGUGUGUACGGCUGGGUUUUCUUCUCUUUCUCUCGCGCACGCUUUCUUUUUUGUAUACGUCACGAUGGAUCAAACAGUUACCGUUUGAUGCAGCUGGGAUGCUUGGAGUCUGUGGCCAACUCCACCGUCGCCUACUCUUCCUCGUCGCCGCUCACCUAUUCCGGCACCGGCACUGAAUUCGCCACCCCCUAUUUCUCUGCCAACCACCAAUACGCUCCCCUACACCACCAGUCCUUCCACUACGAGUUCCAACACAGCCACCCGGCGGUUAACCCCGACGCCUACUCCUUGAAUUCGCUCCACCACUCUCAGCAAUACUACCAGCAGAUCCACCAUGGAGAACCCGCCGACUUCAUCAAUUUACACAACGCCCGGGCGCUCAAAUCCUCCUGCUUGGACGAGCAGAGGCGCGAACUUGGGUGUUUAGACGCUUACCGCCGGCACGACCUCUCUCUUAUGGGCCAUGGCACCCAAUAUGGGAUGCAUCCAGAUCAAAGGCUCCUGCCGGGACCAAGCCUUGGGCUGUCGGCCACGGGAGCGGACGAUUUGCAGGGUUCGGUGGAGGCCCAGUGUGGGCUAGUAUUGAAUGGACAAGGUGGGGUGAUAAGGAGAGGUGGUACGUGUGUCGUUAAUCCCACGGAUCUCUUUUGCUCAGUUCCCGGUCGCUUAUCGUUACUCAGCUCCACUUCCAAAUACAAAGUGACCAUUGCAGAAGUGAAAAGGCGAUUGUCUCCACCAGAAUGUCUCAAUGCCUCUCUUUUGGGAGGGAUUUUGAGAAGAGCAAAAUCCAAAAAUGGAGGGCGGUGUUUAAGAGAGAAAUUGGACAGGCUGGGCCUCAAUCUGCCUGCUGGAAGGAGAAAAGCAGCCAAUGUCACCCUCUUGACAUCCUUGGUGGAAGGAGAAGCUUUGCAUUUGGCCAGGGACUUUGGCUAUACGUGUGAAACUGAAUUCCCAGCCAAGGCAGUUGGAGAACAUCUUGCCAGGCAACACAUGGAACAGAAGGAACAGACAGCAAGGAAAAAAAUGAUCCUAGCGACAAAGCAAAUAUGUAAAGAAUUCCAGGAUCUCCUAAGCCAAGACAGGUCACCUUUGGGUUCCUCAAGACCUACUCCAAUAUUAGAUCUGGAUAUUCAGAGACAUUUAACACAUUUCAGUUUGAUUACUCAUGGCUUUGGAACUCCUGCGAUUUGUGCCGCCCUCAGCACUUUCCAAACUGUUCUAAGUGAAAUGCUGAACUACUUGGAAAAACACACAGCGCACAAAAAUGGUGGAGCAGCAGAAUCCGGCCAAGGACACAGCAACUCAGAGAAAGUCCCACUGAGGAAAACGUCAGAGGCAGCAGUGAAAGAGGGCAAAACAGAAAAGACAGACUAGCAACAUCAGACAGAAUCUAUUUCCAGAGAACUUUGCUGCUGUUAUUUUUUUUAAAAAAAACAUAUAUCUAUCUAACUAUAUCUAUACAUGCCUGUAUAUCUCAUCGAAGGUGAUCUCGCUCCUGUGGACCAAACUGAAGGGGGGAAAAGAAAAAAGUUGUAAAAAAAUCUACCAAUCUGAACAACUCUACGGACAUCAACCAUGUGAUGAGACUAUCCAUUUUUAAGUGUUGCUCUUGAAACUGCGAUGUGUGUGUCUGUAUGUGUGUGGGUGUGUACGCGCGUGCGUGCACACAUAUUCAUUCAAUCAUUCCAAACAUUACAUCAAUACACAUUUUCUUGGCAUUUCCAGACUCGAAAAUGCCAUUCAGAAUCACAAAAAUACAUGAUCAUGGGAUACACUUGUACUAGUGGGGAAAAUUGUAUCGCACCACCCAUCUGAUGGAUGAAACACGAAAGAACGCCUCUUUUCACUUCUGACAUCAUAUGAAAGACCCCUGACUGAAAGAUGAAAAACCUCAGAGCUCUUAAGAGUACAACCAUCACGUUGCCAGGACUGAUGAUUUGAGCCCUGGGAAUUUAUAAAUAAUCCUCAUCAGAGCUAUGUCAAAGUCCACCAAGAUCGAGUCCUUCUCAUUCAAGGAUCAGCCUCAGGAUGACAUCACAGAUUAGAAUGAAUGAGCCUGGACUUUAAUCUAUCACCUGUUUAUUUCUGCUUAGUAGAAGUCAAAUGAUACAUUCAAUGAGUAUCUUUCUUAUUUGCGUUUCCACUUAUUAGCCCAUUUUCAUCUCAGCAAGAAAUGAUAUACAGUCACGUAUUCUGCUGGUUCAAAAGAAGGAAGUGGAGAGGACUAUUGUAUUAUUUUGAUAUUUCUGGGGAGUUUUGCUUUCUUUUUCAUAACAGCUCUGAUUCAACACCAUAUGUUCUCCAAGUGGUGGUGGUAGAGAACAGGUCCAGGUUAGUCUUCCUUGCUCUAGUUCUCUGAGGCAUAUCUCCAGGAAUGCUUGAAAGAAUAAUAGUAUAUGCUGAGUGGUUGAAAGUAGGUAGGGUCUGGGCAUCGUUGAAUAGGCAAGAUUCUCCUAGCACAGUCUGCAUAAAAAGUGCCCAUUGUUGCAGAUGUUGUCUUGUCAUAGACAAACUAAGGAUGUAAAAAUAAACUAAGGUGACCAUCCUUAGAAGACAUACUCAUGUAUGGGUUCCUGGCUCUCAUACUGCCAUGGUGAUAUGAGUGAUAUGCUUACAGAAGCAGUGAAGAGUUCUUUUUAAUCCAGGAGGAAAGUAAAACUUCAAAAAGUAAAAUCUGCCCAUUCAAGUCACCUAGGAAAUUUAUAUGAUAAUAAUAUAGAACUUGGUUGCCAUUGCCAUUUUUCAAGGUUUUUUUUUUAAUAUUAUAUUUAUCAGGAAAUUAAUGCCCAGCUUCCUGUUUGUGGCAGUUUAUAACUAUCUAAUUUAGUCUAGUCUAAAGGCCUGGGGUUUCCUACCUAAGUAUUAACCUAAACUGCUCCCAUUAACUUUUUGAGAUCAGCCAAGAUUGGUUAGAUUUACUUGUCAGGACUGAGUCACAAAUUAGCAGUAUAGGUAAUCCUCAUUUAGCAGAUACAAUUGGGAUCAGCAACUCAAUAGUUAAGCAAAGCAGUCACUAUGUGAAACUGCUACUGUGCUUAAGAUCUUACUUCAGUUUUCCUUUGCUUUAUAGAUCUGUGAAGGUCACAAAUGCAAGGACUGGUUGUAAAAUUACUUUUUCAUCACUGUCAUAACUAUGGUUGCUGAACAAGGCAGCAAUUAAACAAGGACUACCUGCAUUGAAAUCUCAUCUAGUAUCCUGGCAUAGUUCAUUCAAAGCCUUUGAUCUGCCUAAGCAUAUUACUGCCCUAUUAUAUAAAGCAAUGAUGGGGCCAAUAUGCUGCCAUAUAGUGAGCAUAUCAUUUCAAUAGGAGACAUUUGUCCUCCCUCUCCCCAAAAAAGCAAACACACAAUCAAAAUUAAAAAGGUACAAAGGUAGUUCCAUCAAAGUCAAUGAUGCUAUAGUAGAAUCUACACACUAAGCAAUAAUUCACUAAAAUAUGACUAAACAUAUGAUUGUUUAAGUAUUGUAGUCAUGUCCGGUAGGCCAUAUGAAUGUAUUAUUUGUACCUUUGGAUUCAAAAGUGAGUUUAAUAAGCUUAUCUUUAUUAGGUAGAAUUUCAUGACUCUGGUAUGGGUAAGAGGCACAAGUCUCUGGUCUGAUCUGUCACUUGUUAGUUUCUGGCAGCAACCAACAAACAAUGAUAAUAAGAUCUGUCAAUGACUGCUUUUACUGAGAUAUGUGAUUCUACAUUCAAGAGUGAGAAGAUGUUUUCAGUCAGGACGGCUAGGUCUCUUGAGAGUGUAUAUUCAACAUUCAGAGGUCUAUUUGUCAUUAAAUGAUUGCCUAUUAUUUUAGAUGGUAACAAUCAAGGCCCUUUCUCUAAUUGUGAAAUCCUGGUAAAAACUUUAUUGCAACUUUUCAGUCCUUUCCUUGUUCAAUCCAUAUUUAAAUAGCUCACUUGGUCUUUAAUGACUAAUUUGGCUCUUUUUGUUGUUGUUGAUUAGUAAAUAAGCUCAGUAUCCAAAGAUCUCAUUUCUCUGUUUGACAUGCAACCAUACUUAGAAUGUCCUUCACAUAUUACAUGUUUAUAAAAUGCAUAUCUAAAAACUAAAUAGUGUGGAAACCACUUGUCUAAGACUAGGAGGUAAGCUGCAGCUGAAUAUAAUAUAGCCUGAGGUUUCAUAUCAAAGAAAAAAUUAUUCGUUGCUGUCUCAUGUGUAGUAUGACUGUUUCACCUAUAACUUGAUGAUCUAUCAAACACAAAGGGAUCUAGUGAAUGAUCUCGCUCAAACCUCUGUGUAAAUAUGGCAUCCUGUUCAUACCUUGCUUUCAAGAUUUCCUCACAAGCAUGAUUGUUUUGUAGAAGCACCUAAUCUGAUGGUACCCUGUUUUGUUUUGGGUUUUUUUUUUACUUGUAUUCUUCUCUACUCUUGAUGAUUUUAAUAAAAGAAAAGGGGAAAACCCCUCUUUGCUCUGGACACUAAUCCACCAGAAAGGGAUGAGGAUUGUUCUCCAUCAAUUGAUCUUCAAAGAGAUCAUGCCCCAACAGUUGACUUAUAAAAGGGCAAGAGAAACUGGCAGCAAGAGAUUUCAGGCCAAUAGUAAUGCUCUGAGAAGUGAUUUCCAAACCAAUUUCCUAUUGACUGGAUUGCAGAUCAGGAGGCUCAGAAGAACAGGUGGUCUUCCCACAUCAGAUAAAGCUCUGAUUUCAGUUCCAGUUUAAAAUGAUUGUAAUUUAAACCCACGGCUUUCCUUUUGUAUGAUGGACUCUGUAUAGCAAUCAUUGUACUUGUAUUUAAAUGUGAGUGAGCACAUGGACACAAGCAAGACUUUGUGAUUUCCUCUCCCAUUUUGAUGGGAUCCUUUAUAAUUUGGCAAUGAAAUGCAUAGUUCUUUUUCUGUUUCUUAUAUGACUUGUCUAUUAGACAUGACCCUAAGAAAAUAUGCCCACAUUUAAGUGAACAUUUCACAGCAAUAAAAUUAAUGCUGAUUUA